Molecule: messenger RNA, 2917 nt
Organism: Medicago truncatula (barrel medic)
Lineage: Eukaryota; Viridiplantae; Streptophyta; Magnoliopsida; Fabales; Fabaceae
Product: U-box domain-containing protein 35
Exons: 10
Coding region: 249-2678 (809 amino acids)
Biological process (GO): protein ubiquitination; protein phosphorylation
Molecular function (GO): ATP binding; ubiquitin-protein transferase activity; protein kinase activity
Source: RefSeq, a predicted model, not a curated record
GUCCAUUAUUCACUUUGUCACGUUUCACAUUGUUUCUUGUCAAUUUCCUUAAGACUUUUUUUUUAAUAUCAAUCCAAACCUUGUUUCAUGUUUUGUAGUUUUUAUUUGAAGCUGAGAGAUAAAUGGUUUCAUUCAACACAAAUUUUAACCUCUUGGUUUUUUCCAACACUCAAUAAUUUCAAACCUGCAUCGACGCUCCAGAUUAAACUGUUGCAGAUAAUUCAAUUUGUUAUACUUAAGGAAGAGAGAUGGAUAGGAUUCAAAGGAUUCAAGAGGGAGAUGAAAGUAAAAGGACUCGGCAUUCAUCGUCUUCGGUUGUAGCUCUAGCAAUCAAGGGUAACAAGAAAAGCAAAUAUGUUGUACAAUGGGCACUUAACAAGUUUGUUCCAGAGGGAAUGAUUAUCUUCAAGCUCAUACAUGUUCAUGCUGGUAUAGUUGGCGUUCCCACACCAAUGGGAAAUAUGCUCCCAAUUUCACAAGUGCGUGACGAUGUAGCAGCUGCGUACAAAAAAGAAAUAGAGUGUGAGACAAAUCAAAUGCUUCUACCUUUUAAGCAAAUGUGUGAGCAGAGAAAGGUGCAUGUAGAAGUUGUAGUGAUUGAAUCAGAUGAUGUGGCAUCUGCGGUGGCAGAGGAAGUAACCAAGUAUGCUGUAACGAAAUUGGUCGUUGGAGCUUCAACCGGUGGCUUAUUUAAAAGUAAACAUAAGGGUAUGUCUGCAAAAAUCUCAGUAUGCACUCCAAGAUUUUGUACGGUUUAUGCUGUUUCAAAAGGAAAGUUGUUGAUACGGCCAUCAGACGUGCAGAUUGAUGAAAGCAUUACAGAUGACACAAGUGAAAUCAGUUUUUCCUCAAGCAGCUCAUCGAACUACACUUCUACCACUCAGACAGACUCUGGCUCGGUUGCAUCGUAUGCUGCUUUACAUUCCUCUUCCUUGGCAACACAACGAUUUCAAGCUCUUUCAAGUAUGAAUCAGAACCUUCUAAGCACAAAUCCUAGUUUGAAUGAAACUAAUCAUUCUAGAGGUCAGUCCAUUGAUCUUGGAAGAGGUAACGUUGCUACAAGUUCUGCUAGAAACUCAGAUUUUGAUCGUGGUCUGAGUCGGGCCUCUAGUUUCAGAAGCAUCGUUUCAGACACUGAUACUUGGAUUUAUGAUCAAAUUUCUUUAAAGGAUGCUCCACUAACUUCUAAACUUGCGUCACCUAAUAGGCAGGAAAAUUUUAACCUUGAGCUUGAAAAGUUGAGAAUUGAACUAAGACAUGCACAAGGAAUGCAUGCAGUAGCUCAAACUGAGAACAUUGAUGCAUCACGAAAGCUUAAUGAACUAAGCAAGAGGAGAUCAGGAGAAUCCAUGAAAAUGAAGGAAAUUAUUGCUAAGGAAGAGGUGGCGAAGGAAUUAGCAAGACAAGAAAUAGAGAAAUAUGAAGCUGCAGCAAGAGAAGCUUCGUAUUUGAAAGAAUGUGCUGAAAGAGAAGCUUCAGAAAGAAAAGAAACAGAAUUGAAAGCUAUUCGUGCUGCCAAGGAGAAAGAUAAGCUAGAGGAUGCUCUAAGUGGUUCCACGCCUCAGUACCGAAAGUUUACGUGGGAUGAAAUAGUUUCAGCUACUUCAUCUUUCUCUGAAGAUCUGAGAAUCGGAAUGGGUGCAUAUGGAAUGGUGUAUAAGUGCACUUUGCAUCACACAACUGUUGCUGUUAAAGUUCUCCACUCUGCCGGAAUCAGCCAAAGCAAGCAAUUCCAGCAGGAGUUAGAGAUAUUGAGCAGAAUCCGUCAUCCAAACUUGCUUCUUCUUCUUGGUGCAUGUCCUGAUCAUGGAUGCCUUGUGUAUGAAUACAUGGAGAAUGGUAGCUUGGAGGAUAGACUAUUUCAGAAAAACAGCACCACCCCAAUCCGAUGGUUUGAUAGGUUUCGAGUAGCUUGGGAAAUUGCGUCAGCUCUCUCCUUUCUUCACAGCUCAAAACCACAACCUAUUAUCCAUCGCGACCUGAAACCUGCAAACAUCUUGCUUGGUGGUAACCUUGUCAGCAAAAUUGGUGAUAUUGGUCUUUCGACAGUCCUUAAUUCAGAUGAGUUAUCUACCAUGUAUAAGGACACAGCGCCUGUUGGGACACUCAGCUACAUCGAUCCUGAGUAUCAAAGAAGCGGUUUAAUAUCUACAAAAUCUGAUGUUUAUGCUUUCGGAUUAGUGAUGUUACAGUUGUUGACAGCAAAACCGGCGACAGCACUUACUCAUGUGGUUGAAACAGCAAUCGAAGACGGUAAUUUAACGGAUAUAUUGGAUCCAAAGGCAGGGUUAUGGCCAUUUCAAGAGACAUUAGACUUAGCUAGAUUAGCUUUGAGUUGUGCAGAGCUUAGGCGUAGAGACCGACCUGAUUUGUUAGAUCACGUGCUUCCAACGCUGGAGAGGUUGAAAGAAGUUGCUGAUAGGGCUCAUCAUUCAGCUUCAAUGGUUGCUAUUAAACCCAAACCUCCAAACCAUUUCAUUUGCCCUAUACUUCAGGAUGUGAUGGAUGAUCCUUGUGUCGCCGCAGAUGGAUAUACGUAUGAUCGCAAAGCGAUUGAAAAAUGGCUUGAAGAGAAAGACAAAUCACCAAUGACAAACAUACCUUUGCCUCAUAAGAUUCUAAUUCCUAAUUACACACUUCUAUCAGCAAUUUUGGAGUGGAAGUCCAAAGAAAUAUGAUUACUUCUUCAUUGUUCCUUUUUCAAUGUUGAUAUUGAGAAAAAUAGUUAGUUUCUCUAAUGUAGCUUGGCUUAAAAGUUUAGUGUGUAGGUCUAUAUGACAUGUGUUAGUUCAUAUAUUGGAUGCAGAUUUUUGUUAGGGAGAUUGAAUUUUCAUUGUAGAUAAAUUUGAUUCUAUUGUUUGAUUCUGUAUGUAAUAUGUAUUAAAGUUCAUAUAUCGAUUAAUCAUAUCCAAACUAA